This is a messenger RNA of Aureobasidium melanogenum CBS 110374, 246 nucleotides long. RefSeq lists its product as uncharacterized. NCBI's taxonomy places the organism in Eukaryota, Fungi, Ascomycota, Dothideomycetes, Dothideales, Saccotheciaceae. Bases 1 to 246 code for a protein of 81 amino acids. The record is from RefSeq and is a predicted model, not a curated record. The transcript is spliced from 2 exons.
AUGACUUUCAAAGGGUCAAUUGAAGAGGACGAGUUUCGACCUAUCAGAGUACUCGAGGAACAGCUUGGAGACCAGGAAGAUGAAGAAUAUGAAGAAAAGCCGAAAAAGCUAUGGAAGCAGAAGAAGAUUGACAUGGCCGACUUCGAAAAACAGUAUCGACCACAUCAGUGCUUCGGCGACGGUGUCAAAGUCAACUGGGACCAAGAUGACAAGACCUUCAAGUUGUCUGGAACCUAUGGCUUGUGA